Molecule: messenger RNA, 586 nt
Organism: Drosophila mojavensis
Lineage: Eukaryota; Metazoa; Arthropoda; Insecta; Diptera; Drosophilidae
Product: male-specific sperm protein Mst84Db
Exons: 2
Coding region: 195-335 (46 amino acids)
Source: RefSeq, a predicted model, not a curated record
UGAGAUCUUCAGAUUUGGUUCAAAAUUCGUGUAGUAAGCACAUACAAAAUUGUGUAAAAAACUUACAUUAUUUUUUUGUUAGGUGUUCUCCUCCUAAAAGCCGCUCAGCACACACAAAAUAUAACCAAAUUUCAACGAAUAAUAUAUUCUGAUAUUGCCCGAAGAGCUUUGAUUUCACCUAUCUCUUAAACAAUAUGUGCUGUGGUCCGGCUGGAUGGUGUUCAUUCUGUGGCCCACCGUGUGGCGGACCCUGUUGUCAAUCCUGUUGUGUUGAGAUGUGUUUCUCGCCCUGCACCCCGGCGUUUUUGCAAUGUUCCUUCUGCUGUGGCUGUUAAACGACGGCAGACCUGAUGGCCCCUGGCGUCGACUGUUGACUGCCGAAGAGCCGGUGGAUCAAACUGCUCCGAUCUGGUUCGAUCAGCAAGAUUAAUGCAGCAUUUCAAAAAUGUGGUAACAAAAAAAUAAUGUAAACAAAAAAAAAAAAAAAAAAAAAAAAACGGAAACUUUAUCUUGCAAUUGUAAUAAACACGAUGUUCAUGUUGAUAAACCUAUGGGUUGGUAACAUUAACAUUUUAAUACAAUUCGA